UCGGCCUAAAAAAACUGCUUCCUCCGUUUCCGCCAUGGGGCUCAAAGUGCUUUCCGCCCUCGACACUGCCAAAACCCAAUUGUACCAUUUCAAGGCCAUCGUCAUCGCCGGGAUGGGCCUUUUCACCGACGCUUACGAUCUCUUCAGCAUCACUCCCAUUAUGACCAUCCUCGGACGUGUCUACUACCAGGACCAACACUACGAGACUCCGGCCACCGUCAAAUCCGCUAUGCUCGCGGUGGCCCUUCUGGGAACGGCGAUUGGUCAACUGGGGUUCGGGAUACUCGGAGACAGAGUGGGACGGCGGCGCGUGUACGGAUUGGCAUUGGCGCUGAUGGUGGUGAGCUCGAUCGGGUGUGGAUUCUCAAUCUGCACUACAAGGAGCUGUGUCCUUGUGAGCCUAGGGUUUUUCAGGUUCCUUCUGGGGCUGGGAAUUGGGGGAGAUUACCCAUUGUCGGCGACCAUAAUGUCGGAGUUCGCUAACAAGAAGACACGUGGAGCGUUCAUCGCGGCAGUGUUCUCGAUGCAGGGAUUUGGGAUCUUGGCCAGCGCAACAGUGACCAUGACCGUGUGCUCCAUAUUUGAUCGGGCCUCCAAUUACCCAACCAGUAAUCGUACGCCGAUGGGGGCGGAUAUUGCUUGGAGGUUGAUUCUCAUGCUGGGCGCUGUUCCGGCGGCGAUGACUUAUUACUGGCGAAUGAUGAUGCCGGAAACUGCCAGAUACACGGCUCUGGUAGAGCGGAAUGUGGCACAAGCGGCAAAGGACAUGGAGAAAGUGUUGGACGUUUCGUUGGUAGAUAUCACGGAAGACAGCCUAAUGUCGAUGUCCCCAUCCCUCCCAAAUUUCCCCUUCUUUUCCAACCAAUUUCUUCGCCGCCAUGGCCGUGACCUCCUUUCCUGUGCCGCCUCCUGGUUCCUCAUCGACAUCGUCUUCUACAGCAGCAACCUCUUCCAGUCCAAAAUCUACACCCAAUUCCUUCCUUCCAAUCAAAACUCCAUCAACGUCUACCGUCAAGCCUUCAACGAAGCCAAGCUACAAGCCAUCGUCGCCAUCUGUUCCACCAUUCCUGGCUACUGGAUCUCCGUCUUUUUCAUUGACCGUCUCGGCCGAGUCACUAUCCAAAUCAUCGGAUUUCUCUUCAUGGCCAUUGGCUAUCUCGUCAUCGCCAUCCCCUACAACUCAUUCUGGGAUUCCGAUAAACACAAAUACGGCUUCAUGCUAUUCUACUGCCUCACCUUCUUCUUCUCGAACUUCGGCCCCAACACCACCACUUUCAUUCUCCCCGCCGAGCUCUUUCCCGCCAGGUUCCGCUCCACCUGCCAUGGAAUCUCCGGCGCCGCCGGCAAAAUCGGGGCCAUCAUCGGAGCCGUGGGAUUCCUCUGGGCGUCGCAUGACCGGAAGGAGGAGGGAAUUGGGAUGAAGGCGUCACUGAUGUUGCUUGGUGGGGUGAGCCUUGCGGGAGUGGUGGUCACGUAUUUCUUCACCAGAGAGACGACGGGAAGGUCGCUGGAAGAGAAUGAGAAGGAAGAUGAAUACGCUGGGAUUUUGUUUCUCAGGCGCUUUCGCUUUCACUCUCACCACGCCACUGCUACCACUACUGCUCCACCGAUUCAUUAGACAAUACACACCUAAUUCCUUCUAUGUUAACUGCAAUAUAAUCUCUGCACUACUGCCACCCCAUACACCUAUGAAUUAUUGCCUUUAAUUUUUUUAGAAUAGGAAAAUUGUCAUAAAGUUAGAAGAAUCUGGAUGGAAUUGGAGGGAUUCAUUUAAUUAUUGCCUUUAAUUUCCUCUUACAUUAUUCCACCAUUUAUUUUUUUUUAAUAUAAAUUUAAUACUAAUCCUUUGUCAUCCUUCAUAAACAUUUU
Molecule: messenger RNA, 1869 nt
Organism: Benincasa hispida (wax gourd)
Lineage: Eukaryota; Viridiplantae; Streptophyta; Magnoliopsida; Cucurbitales; Cucurbitaceae
Product: putative inorganic phosphate transporter 1-9
Biological process (GO): transmembrane transport
Cellular component (GO): membrane
Molecular function (GO): transmembrane transporter activity
Source: RefSeq, a predicted model, not a curated record